This is a messenger RNA of Rhododendron vialii, 1672 nucleotides long. Its product is annotated as F-box/LRR-repeat protein At1g55660-like. The record is from RefSeq and is a predicted model, not a curated record. The transcript has 2 exons. Bases 52 to 1569 code for a protein of 505 amino acids. NCBI's taxonomy places the organism in Eukaryota, Viridiplantae, Streptophyta, Magnoliopsida, Ericales, Ericaceae. Gene Ontology annotation, molecular function: protein binding.
UUUCAAAACCCCAAAAGUACGAAACGAAGGAAACACAGACACGGCCGGAAAAUGGCCGGCGACGACCGCAUCACUGCAUUGCCCGAAUCCGUACUCGUCCACAUCCUCUCCUUCCUACCUGUCCGAGACGCCAUCAAAACCGAAGCCUUGUCGAAACGAUGGCAAUUCCUCUGGACUUACCUCCCAUCCCUCCUCUUCCGUCAAGAUGACUACCUCACAACAAACGAGGAGGGAUUCGUCGCCUUCGUUGACAAAACCCUUCCCGUCUUCAGCUUCUCCAAGCUCGAGAAAUUCGGGGUCGAUUUCUUUUACCAGCCGCGUUUCGCUCCGAAUGUGAAUUCGUGGACUCGAUUUGCAGCGGGGAAGGGCGUGGAGGAGCUUUACCUCGAAUUCGACUCCGAUGAUUUGGACGAGGACGUACGGUACGAGUUGCCACAGGUUUUGUAUACGAAUUCAUCGUUCAAAAGUUUGGGUUUCUCGUUGUGUAGGGUUAUUCCUAAAGGAAAUGUUGCCUGGAAUUCGCUAAAGAAACUGUCGAUUGGGUAUGUGAAGUUGAGUGAUGGUGUGAUUGAAAAGAUAUUAGCUGGUAGUCCUGUGUUGGAAGUAUUGGAAUUGUGUAACUAUGGGGGUUUUAGUCGUUUGGACCUCAGUAAUACCAGUGUGAAAAAAUUGAUCCUUAGAGAGUUUUGGGAAGGAUAUGUACCGGAUAGGGAACACGAUAAUGACUCUGAAGAAGAUGAUGAAGAUGACGAUAGUGAAUCUGAAGAAGAGGAAUCUGAUGGCGAAGACGACGACGAUGGGGAAAACAAUUUUUUUUAUUUGAACAUCGAACACGACAACUCUGAAGAAGAGGCAGAGGAUGGGGAACACAACUACUCUGAAGAAGAGGAAUCUGAUGGCGAACACAAUGACUCUGAAGAAGAGGAAUCUGAUGGCGAACUCAACUCCUCUGAAGAAGAGGAAUCUGAUGGUGAACACAAUGACUCUGAAGAAGAGGAAUCUGAUGGCAAACUCAACUCCUCUGAAGAAGAGGAAUCUGAUGGCGAACACAACAACUCUGAAGAAGAGGAAGAUGAUGGGGAACAUGGUGACUCUGAGGAAGAUGAUGGGGAACACGAUGACUCUGAAGAAGAUGACGGGGAACACGAUGACUCUGAAGAAGAUGAAGUUGAUAGUGAACACGACAAUGAAAGGUUGGAAAUAUCGGCUCCUUAUCUCCGGUCAUUGGAGAUUUCCGGUUGUAUACCGAGGAAUUGUCAGCUGAGGAACAUAUCAUCUUUGGUUGAUGCUACCCUUGACUGCGACUUGGAUAGAUAUGACGAUAAUGAAAGGAUCCAAGAUACUUUAAGAGGACUUCUUGAGAGCCUUGUUCAUGUGAAGAGACUUACAUUAGGUGCUCAGGCUGCAAAGCUUUUCAAGUUUCUUGAUAGAAUCUCUGGGAGGAGGGGUUUUGUUUUUGUUUGGAUGUGUUUUGUUGUGGCAUUGCCAAAGGAAAACUCCAGCAUGCCUUGCUCUCCUUUUGUUGGCAAUGCCAUUUGGAAAACAUUGUUUUUUUUUUUUUUUUUGUAAUUUCAUGUAAUGGUGUUGGAAAUUUCUUUCUCUGUAAAUUGUAAUUGUUCUUAAGUUUAUUUAAGUUUAUGUUGUCGGAAUCAGAAUGGGAUGAACUUUAAGA